Molecule: messenger RNA, 5789 nt
Organism: Ictalurus punctatus (channel catfish)
Lineage: Eukaryota; Metazoa; Chordata; Actinopteri; Siluriformes; Ictaluridae
Gene: hip1
Product: huntingtin interacting protein 1
Exons: 31
Coding region: 478-3522 (1014 amino acids)
Biological process (GO): endocytosis; actin filament organization; clathrin coat assembly
Cellular component (GO): presynapse; clathrin-coated vesicle; actin cortical patch
Molecular function (GO): clathrin-cargo adaptor activity; actin filament binding; phosphatidylinositol-3,4-bisphosphate binding
Source: RefSeq, a predicted model, not a curated record
AUCGUUUAUAAAAGUUUCAGACAUUGAGACAGUAGUGUAAUGUUCAGUAAAGUUAAUUAGCAGUUUGUUAGCGUGUAGUUUCCCCUGCUGUAGAUUGUGUGUGUGUGUGUGUGUGUGUGUGUGUGUGUGUGUGUGUGUGUGUGUGUGUGUGUGUGUGUAUUAGUGUGUUAAUGGGAUGGGCUGUUACAUUUAGCGUGUGUUAUCAGACUAGAUGAUUUUCUGCUGUUGUGCCUGGGCUCUCCGGCUCGGAGGCUGCGGGGAGAAUAUCGCUGUACUCGGCUCUUCAUCACCGCUGUGGGCUUUUCUAGACGCUUCUGUGCACCGGAACGAAGUGAUACAACCGGGGCACAUGUUGAGUUAACGGAGCCUUCCGCCUCUCCUCUAGCCUCCAUUCUCUCCUCUUUUCCUCUCCCCCCCCCGUUAGAUUCAGGGGUUUGAAUUAGUGAAUGCUUCACUCCACAACGCCUCUUUUCAACUAUGGACUUGAGUAAAAUGGCUGUGAGCAUCAACAAGGCGAUUAACACACAGGAAGUUGCCGUCAAAGAAAAGCAUGCCAGAACCUGCAUCCUGGGCACCCAUCAUGAGAAGGGCGCUCAAACUUUCUGGGCAGCCGUCAACCGCCUGCCGAUCUCCAGCAACGCGGUGCUCUGCUGGAAAUUCUGCCAUGUCUUCCACAAACUCCUACGAGACGGCCACCCAAAUGUCAUUAAAGACUCUGUGCGGAACAAGGCAGACCUAAACGACAUGAGCAGGAUGUGGAGCCACCUGAGUGAAGGCUAUGGGAAGCUUUGUAGCAUCUACCUCAGACUACUCAUCACCAAAAUGGAGUUUCACAUCAAAAACCCGCGUUUCCCUGGCAACCUUCAGAUGUCAAACAGGCAGCUCGAAGAAGCGGGUGAAAACGAUGUCAAUAACUUCUUCCAGUUGACGGUGGAGAUGUUUGACUACAUGGAGUGUGAGCUGAAUCUGUUUCUUACUGUGUUCAGCUCGUUGGACAUGUCCCGGUCCGUGUCGGUGACAGCAGCGGGUCAGUGUCGGCUGGCUCCUCUGAUCCAAGUCAUUCAGGACAGCAGUCACCUGUAUGACUACACAGUCAAACUGCUCUUCAAACUGCAUUCUUGUCUUCCAGCAGAGACACUGCAGGGGCACAGAGAUCGCUUCCAUGAGCAGUUUAAAAAACUGAAGAGCCUGUUCUACCGUUCCAGUAACCUGCAGUAUUUUAAAAGGUUGAUACAGAUCCCACAGCUUCCUGAGAAUCCACCAAACUUCCUGCGUGCUUCAGCUCUGUCGGAGCACAUCAGUCCAGUGGUGGUGAUCCCAGCCGAGACCUCGUCCCCUGAGAGCGAGCACAUGGUGGAGACCGACGAACUCGUGGACACGGACAUCCCACCCCUGCCGUGUGCCGUGGAGAGCAGGUUCGAUGACCUCUUUGGCACCUCGGCUACCACUGAUCCCUUCAACUUCAACAGUCAGAAUGGCAUGCGUAAGGAUGACAAAGACAGACUCAUCGAGCAGUUGACCGCAGAGCUCCAGGCCCUGAAAGAAGAGUUGGAGUCGUUCAGGCAGGAGAGUGGCCGUCUAUGCCAGGCCUUGCGUGGGCGGGUCAGUGAACUGGAGGCGGAGUUAGCCGAGCAGAGCCACCUCAAGCAGCAGGCACUGAGCGAGAGCGAGUUCCUGAAGGCAGAGCUGGACGACCUGCGCCGGGUCAAAGAGGACACCGAGAAGGAGCAGCGUAGCCUCACUGAGAUUGAAAAAAAGGCCCAGGCAAAUGAGCAGCGCUACACUAAGUUAAAGGAGAAGUACACUGAGCUGGUCCAGAACCAUGCUGACCUGCUGAGGAAGAAUGCAGAAGUGACUCGGCAGAUGACGGUGGCCCGUGCAGCCCAGGAUGAGGUGGAGACUGUGAGGCGGGAGAUGGAGGAACGACUGAAGGCAGCUCAGGAGGCAGUCAGCCAACAGGAGAAAACCCAAGCAGAGCAGCUCCAAGUGCUUCAGGCUGACCUAGUUACCAGCAGAACAGAACUAGAAACCCUCAAAGCCAGCAUGACUUCCUCCCAGAAGUUAAGUGAGGAGCUCAGUGUGCAGUUGGCGGCUCUGGAGACCGAGAAGGCCGGGCUUGUGGAGACCGUGACGCAGAAGGAUGUGGAGCUGGCAGGACUGGGGGUGGAAUUGGAGCGAGUGCAGAGCAGUCUAGCAGGCGAGAGGGAGAGUGGCGUGAAGGCUGCUGAAGCCCUACAGAAUCAGCUCAAUGAGAAGGAGAGUCGUGAACAGGCUCUGGAGAGUGAGCUCAUUUCUGUACGCUGGGCAGCUCUGAGGGCAGCACUGGAGGAGGCAGAUAGGGUUGUCCAGGACAGUCUGGCGCAGCUGGAUGAGCCUGCACACAUAAGCUGCACCAGCUCAGCCGAUUACCUUAUACCCAGGUGCCAGAAUGCUUUAGAGUGUGUGGACAGACUACAGUCUGCCAAGGACAGCUUCGUAUCUGAUAACACAAAUGUGUCCGAGUUGGUGCGGGCCGUGGCUCAGCUGGCCCACCUGGUGGGUGAUACCAUUGUACAAGGCAGCGCCACUGCCCACAUGGUGUCAGUGGAACAAGCUGACGCUCUAACAUCUAGUGUGAAGACAUGUGGAACUGAGGCCCUGGCUCUGAUCGCUCAGCUGAAGGAGCAGGACUCUCUGGCUACAGCAGGCAGCAGUGGACUCCGAGCAGCUUUGGGCAAUGUGCUGGCCACGGCGCAGAAGUUGCGGCCACGGGGUUUGGAGCUGCAGCAGGGAGAACUGGGUGAUCUGGUGGAGAAGGAGAUGGCAGCCACCUCAGCGGCUGUGGAGUCCGCUGUCUCCAGAAUAGAGGAAAUGCUGAACAAGUCCCGCGCUGUCGACUCUGGUGUCAAAAUGGAAGUGAAUGAAAGGAUUCUGGCCUCCUGCACAGAGCUCAUGCAGGCCAUUAAAGUGCUGGUGUUGGCCUCUAAAGAUCUGCAGCGCGACAUCGUGGAAGGGGGCAGAGGUGCAGUAACUAUAAAAGAGUUCUAUGCUAAGAACUCCCGCUGGACUGAAGGCCUCAUCUCGGCGUCCAAGGCUGUGGGCUGGGGAGCAACUGUGAUGGUUGAUGCAGCUGAUCUGGUGGUGCAAGGGAAAGGGAAAUAUGAGGAGCUGAUGGUGUGCUCACACGAGAUAGCCGCUAGUACAGCUCAGCUCGUAGCUGCAUCAAAGGUUAAGGCAGACAAGGACAGUCCCAACCUCGCUCGUCUGCAGCAGGCAUCUAGAGGAGUCACUCAAGCAACUGCAGGCGUUGUGGCUUCAACCAAGUCUGGAAAAUCCCAGAUUGAGGAAACUGACACGAUGGAUUUCACCAGUAUGACACUUACACAGAUCAAGAGGAAAGAGAUGGACUCCCAGGUGCGUGUGUUGGAGUUGGAGACACAGCUUCAGAAGGAACGCGAGCGUCUCGGUGAGCUGAGGAAGAAGCACUACGAGUUGGCUGGUGUGGCUGAAGGUUGGGGUGAGGAACAGGAGGGAACGGGAUGAGGUGUGUCCCCAUGCAGUAGCCCAGCUCUCUGGCACUCACUUGUUCCUCAGUGUCUCUCCCCCUUCUCUCUUCUUCACUCUCUUCAGAUCUUUUAUCCUUUAAUAAUGAACGAAAAGCCAAAUAAAAAAAAAAAGGUGCUUUUACUUUAACCCUACUCCUGCUCCUCCCUGUGGAGUAAGAAACACUUACAGGAGGAGCAAAAGAGGAGACAAUGUCACCUUAAGAGGAGGAUGAAGCCUAAAGGCAGCAUGGAACGUAUUUGUGGCACCCCCCAGUGGGCAGAGGGAAAACUGCACCCUUACUGACCUGUCGGGUUUCUUUUUUUUGUUGUUGUUUUUUCUGUUGUUUUUUUCGAGUUUCCCUGUCCUCUACCUCUUUUUUUUUUUUUUUUUUUUUUUUUUUUUUUUUCUUUUUUUUUUUUCUUCUUUCUCAUUCACAAUUCCACGACGACAUGCGUCACACAAGGCGAGCAGGAAUUACUGACACUGCGUCGUGAGUUUCCGGACCGGUCCGCUUCCAAGGCAGCAGCAGCAUGUGACUUCCACCACCUCUUCCAGAAAUCAUUCCUCGGUUUGUGGACACACGCCCCGUCAAACAAGCUGCUUAGACUUCUCUGAACUGUCCCCUGCUGACCCUCCUCCACACAGUGGCCUUGCUCUGGACUCUGAGCUGAUAGAGUGAGUGUAUGGCCCACGAGAGAGGCUUCCCUCCGCACUAACACUAGCGACUGCCUGAAAACUGUAAAGUAAACUCGGCUUCUCCCUCUCUUGCUUCCUCUGCGUGUAUGUACGUGCAGUGUUUUUAAAUUUUUCAAUUUGGUAGAUGUUUUUUUUUUAACCAUGCUUCCUGAGCAGUAGUUUUUUGGGGUUUUUUUCUUGAAAAGUAGCCUGACUGGGCUUUUAACGGUUUUAAAAUGUUUAAUACACAUCACAUUUUGGUUAAUGGGAUCGAAUUAUAAUCCCACAAGUGUUCUGUCAGCGAUGACGUCAGCCACAACACAUUUCAUCUAAUUUCAUGUCCAUGGCUGAAAACGAAUAGACUGUUUUUCAUGACCCUCUGCUGCAAAAGGAGGAUGUUUGACGAGAGAACCUAGGACUCUGAGCUCAUUUCUUCUCGAUAACUUUCUCCUCGACUGACCGUUUUUCUCUGGUGCCCGUAGACAACAUUAGUAGCACCUCUGGUAGCCUUUAUUUACACUCUUGUCAAGUGUUAAUACCACUGGUGUGUAUGUUGACUUCCUCUUUGUACUUCCUUUUCCACGUCCACACACAGGACAUCAGCACAUGUGAGGAGAGACAUCUGUGCCUUCCAAAAGGUUAAAGUUCACAUUUCCCUCAGUAAACCUUUAACGGCUGUAGCCUUGGACUGGUGUUCUAAAGGAUUGGUGAUGCCUUAAUGAUGGAAAUACUGUAUGGUGUGUCUAUGUUGGACGAGUCAUUUGGAGCUUCCAGCACAAUUUUCUCCAACUGUGUGGUCCAGAGAGAGGACACUCAGAAAGGAGAGACACCGUGAACAUUAAAAAAAAAAAAACAACAACGAAAAAAACAAAACAAAGGAGGCUUAUGAUAUAAAGAUGUGCUAGCCCCCUCCCCUUGCUAAAGCAAUCUAGACCAGAUAGCCUUGUAGACCACCACUGUAUUAUGAGCACAGCCUACAACUGGGCCCCUGAAAAACCUGGCUUCAAUAUUUACAAGUUUCAUGUCCUUCCAGUCUUCAAUUACCUCAACUCCCUCAUAAAGCAAAGCAGGCAGACAAACAUGGACUCAUUUGACAUUAACAAAUGUUCACAUACAGUGCUGAGAUGUGUGCAUGUAACAGAAAGCUGUUCUACUAAUACCAGGUAUGAAAUGACACAUUGUGUGUGUGUGUGUGUUUGUGUGUGUGUGUGUGUGUGUGUGUGUGUGUGUGUGUGUGUGUGAGAGAGAGAGAGAUUGUUUGUAUGAGAAGGCCCAAAAUGUGUUUCUUUGUCUUUAACACCUUCACCCUGUCUUGUUGCACUGCUUUAGCUGUUUCUGUAAGUUGUAACACUGGGUAUUUAAUUGAAUCAUUUAUUGACACCACCGCUCUGUUUUCAUGUCUCGCCCUCUGUUUUGGUUCAUGUCUUCUAGUCUUACCAGCCUUCCAACUGCCUCUCACUUUAGCCAGUCAGAUGAUUAUAUGAAUACUCAGUAACACUUUUUGGACAAUAUCUUUGUAUGAUGUACUAAACUGAGUGUUUUUAUUUCUUAUUUCUUCUUCAAUAAAUAUAGUAAUGUGUUAAUGAUAA